Messenger RNA from Thecamonas trahens ATCC 50062, 7198 nucleotides. RefSeq lists its product as uncharacterized. The record is from RefSeq and is a predicted model, not a curated record. Gene Ontology annotation, biological process: cell morphogenesis. Gene Ontology annotation, cellular component: site of polarized growth; cell cortex. Bases 1 to 7023 code for a protein of 2340 amino acids. Lineage: Eukaryota; Apusomonadida; Apusomonadidae. The transcript is spliced from 2 exons.
AUGUCCUCACAAGAGUAUGUGGACAAUGUGUUGAAGCAGUUUGAAGGGCUCAUUAAGCGCAAGGUGGGCCUCUCGGCUGCGUCGGGCUCGCCAACUGGUGCUGGUCUCGAUGAUGGGCACGGGGGUGGUGAGGUGGUGAAAAAGUCGGAGGCGGAGGCUGCGGCAGAUGUGCGCAAGUCGCUGCGGACUAUUUCGCGCGGUAUUGCCCUCUUUGCGGCUGGUCAUGUCGAGGCCAUCGCCACGUUCCUGAUGGGAGUGGCGGCCAAGUACCCGUCCGAGGUCUCGGACAACGUGUCGAUGCCGACCAAGGAAGAUCGGCCAGAUGACAUUGACGACCGGUCCGACGACGAUUCGGUCGAGUAUGCGGUCCUUCGGUCGCUUGUGGGCGUGGUUCGCCGAGUUAACGCCGCGGGCGAGGCGGCGUCGGCGGCGAUUCCAGACGCGCUCUUCAACUUUGCCUUCAAGUACUUGUUCUUUGCGUACACGCCCGCCAUUCAGCAUCAGGCGCGACUUGCGUUACAGGCGCUCUCCAAGUACCGGCUCAACGACGUGGUGGCGCUCUUUCUCAGCAAGAUGGGCGAGGUGAAGAAAGAUGCGGCCGAGCGCGAGUUUGUGCCCUACAUGCGCUCGCUCGGCUUGCUCCACUUUGCGCUCACCUCGCAGGCGUCGAUCGGCUCGUCAGUCCACUUUCUGGGCGUGCUCGCGCCGUUCCUCAAGGCACGCAAGCGGGGUGUGCUCAAGAAGGAGACAUGCCACACGCUGCAGUCGAUUGUGCGGGCGGCUCUCGCGCGGCCAGACGCUCCAGGCGCGCUGCUGUCGACGACUGAGGCGUCGGUGGCGACGCUCUCGUUUGUGGAAAACUUUGGCGGCAAGAUCCGGUUCACUAGCGAGGGCCUUGCGACGCGGGCGGCGUUCCUUGGCUCGGCCGAGACGGCCAAGCCAUUCUGGACCUGCUACGAGGCCAUCAUCGAGGUUGUGCUCAAGUGGCUCAAGACCAAGAAGCACAUCAGUUUUGUUCUCCCGCUCCUCACCACCCUCGUCAACUUUGCGUCGCCGGCGCUCUGGCUGGCAUACUCGGGCGCGCUGGUCAAGGCGCUGGUGGCCCACGCCAAGGACAAGUCGCUCCGCCCGCUUGUCCUUGAGCUGGCAUGCCUGUUUGUGGAAGAGCGGAGGCCGGAACUGUCGGAUGAGCCGCUGCGCAACGAGUUUGCCAACCACGUCCACACCCUCGCUGCGGCGCUCUUUGCCAAAAAGGCGUCGGUCAAGGGUACCGAGGGCCUGCUGGAGCGGUUCCUGGUCGGCGUCGGUGCGGUGUCGAUCAAGCUCGGGCUCGCGCUGGUCAUCUCGAUGUGCUCGGCGCCGUCGACGUCGGCCAACUACUCGAACGACCAAAAGGCGGUGGCCAUGUCGUCGCUCCACCUUUUGGCCAAGGAGCACGGGCCUGAGGCUGCGCACGCGGUUUCGCUCGCGUCGCCAUCGCUCAUCGGGUUUUGCGACACGGUCCUCUCGGCGUCCAACAUCGAGGCCAAGGACUACCCGCUGCUUGCGGCGGUCAUCGGGGCCAUGCCUGCGGUGUCCGAGUCGGAUCCGCUCCGGCAGCGCGACCUUGUGCGGCGGAUUGCGUACCUGACGACUCACCCGAAUCGGCAAGUUUCCGCGGCGGCGGUGCUCUCUGUCCAGGCGCACAUGCUGCUCUCGCCGGGCGACUUUGCGUUUGUCAUCCUCUCGGCGCUUACCAUCAUCCUCACCGAUUUUGACAAGCUUGUCGAGGAGUCGCUCCUUCGCGCCUUCCAGAACCUCAACCUCCUUCUUGACACGCUCUCGGAGAUUCUCGAAGCCAAGGGCACUGCGGUGCUUGCGCAGGCGCUGAGCUCGACGGACGUGGCCAAGCUGCGGUCGUCGAUGGAGGGUGUGGUCCUCAUUUGGUUCACCCACCACGAGCACUGGGUCCGGUCCGAGGUGGCGCGACUGCUGGUGACGCUCUCGCGGCCGGCGUUCCGCGAACUGGAGGCCGCGCUUGACCUCUCCGAGCACGCAUGGCUUGUCGACACGCUGGAGAUCCCGCCGUUGGAGGUUGCUGCCGACCAGGCGCCGUGGGUGACCGCUCUCCGUGACUUGCUCGCACACGCGUGGUUUGCGCACGCCGAUGCCAUCGCAUUCGGCUGGUCCAAGCUUGUGGCGCUUUCGUGGGACCUUGCGCCAGACGCGGUGCUGGUUAAGCAGCCCAGGGUUCUGCAGGCGGCGCUUCCGAUGUGGUCGUCGCAUGUGCGCUGGCUCUGCGCUGGGGUGCGCUCUGCAGCCGGGGCCGACGCGCUUCGCAAUGCGCCGUCGCUGCAGCACUCCCACUCGUCGUCGUCGCUGUCUGCAGCCAUGGCUGCGGCACGGUCCGAAGGUGCAGCAGGAGGCGAAGGCGGCAUGCACGGCUUUGACAUUCUCUCGCCGGUCCUCAUCUCCGAGUUUCUUACUAUUGUGGCGGAGCGUGUGUUCUCGCCCGUCGACGCGGUCGUCGACAUUCUCCUCGAUGCUGCCGAACACCUGCAUAUUUCGACGCACGGCGAGCUGCUGAGCCGGAUGGAGACCCAUCUGAAGGCGAGUCUGGUCAAAGACAAGGCGCGGGCCAAGGCGUUGCGGCUUGGCACGCCGGACGCCGAAGUUCCUGUUCUUGGUGCGGACGAGCGGUCGCUGAGGCUCAUAGCGGCGCUCUCACGGGCGCUUGUGAAGCGGCCGGAGCUGUACCUCUCGUCGCCGCUCUCGCUUGCGGUGAGCUCGUUUGUUUCAGGCUGGUUUGCCAACGCGCACCAGUGGACGGCGGAGAGCACGCCGAUCAGCCUGCGGAUCCAGGUGGCGGCGGUCCUCUCUCGGCACCUGCAGUUUGCGCUUGUCGACACCGAGCCGCGGGUGGUGUUCAACUUUCUGCGGGCGCUGCUGACGCCGCUCGGCUCGGCGCGGGCGCAGGAAGUGGCGUCGAACGUAGAGCUCGAGAGUCAUGUGAUGGCGGGGAUGAGCGCGCUGGUCAUGUCUGCGCGCGAUGGGCUGGAGCCGUCACUGGAGCAGGAGGUACUUGCUGAGCUUUCGCUGGCGGGCAUGCGAGGCGAGCACGUGCACGGCUACGCGGUGGGCGCGCUCGCAGAGCUGCUGGUCAACAACGCCGAGCUGCUUGGCUACUACGUGCUCAACUGCUACGAGACGCGCGAGGUGCCCAUGGACGGUCCAGAUGGGAAGGAACUCUUCCUAGCGUUUCCGGAGAACAAGGAUCUGUUCCUACAGGUUGUGACAGCAGAGAUCAUUGACCGUGACCGGCUCGACGUCCACCUCAACAACCGGUCGCCGCUCGGGCGGUUCGUCUACCUCGCCUUUGUGGCGCUGUGCUCGGGUUCGGAGCGGGCCCGUGUGCUCGGGCUCAAGCUUGCGUCUGGCCUCGCGCGGUCGCCGGUGGCGCAGCUGGAGGUCGGCACACACCUGCCUGUCAUUUCCAACUCGAACGCGUCGACGUACAUCGGGGUGGCGGUGGCGUACUCUAAGGCGCUUGCGGAGCGAUACCCGUGGCUCACGCUCGAGCUUUUUGGCCAAGCGGUGCAGUAUCUCAACUUGUGGACGUACGAGGAGCUGCUGAACGCGCUGCAGCUGCUCGCACCGUGGGCGCACCACCUCGGGACCCUGGCGGCGACGUCGGACACCGAGGCGUGGAAGCCGGAGCCUGGCAGUGCGUGGACGCGACCGCCGGACGGGGCGGUAGUGGUGGCCCGGAACGCGGGCUCGAUCUCCGACUCUGUGCAGAUGCUGCUCUCGUCGAUGUUUGAGCUGACCAAGGCUGCCGUCAAGGGCACGCCGCCGCUGCUUCCGGUCAUCGAGCGGGUGUGGUCGCUUGCGCUCCGUGGGAUGGAGCGGUGGGUGCUGGAGAAUGUCAUGGAUGAGGUGGUGACGUUCUUGUUCUCGCGGUAUGAGGCAUCGCUGGAGGCGCGGCAGAUGGAGCUGAAGGACGACCAACGGGUAGCGACGUACGUGACGGUGGUGCUCUCGCGAACACACGCGGUGGAAGCGCUCUCGCGGAGCUUGAUGCGGUUCUUCUCACGGCACACGUUUGCCAUCGAACUUGACGGCAACGCGUACGUGGCGCACGUCCAACCACUGCUGGAGGGAAGUGCUGUUGUUGGUGGCGGGGCAGCGCUCUCGCGGAAGCAGCAGUUUGCGCUCUUUGCGUUGCUGGAAGAGACCAUCUUUGAGCAGGCGCUGCGGUUCCUGCCUCACCUGCCACACCUGCUCCAGCUUGCGUUGGUGGUGUACGGAACGGAGCGGCCCGAGUGCGAGGUGUUUGUUCGCAACGUGGUGCACUCGCUUGGCAUCUGCCACGCAGUCUCCACGCUGCAGUUUGAGGCCGGCGCGACGCUGUUUGAGCAGAUGCGCGGCGUGGCCGGACUGGGCGUGGCGCAGCUGUCGAACGGGACCGGGCGAGUCGACGAGUCGACGUCGAGCACGGUGCUUGAGCUUGUGCGGGUGCUCAACGGGCGCGACGCCAAGUUUCAGGAUGCGUGGGCCGGAGUUGCCCUUCAGUGGGGGACACAGGAGGCCGACGAGAAGCUCGCGGUCGGAUCGCUGGCGCUGUACUCGAUCAUUGUGCGGCAUCUCGACGAGCGGGUGGUGGUCAAUCUGGGGCUCAACUCGAUGCUUGCGCUACGGUUUGGCCAGUUUGCGCGCGUCGACGCAGUGUGCCGGCUGCUGGCCAAGGUUGUGCGCGACGAAGGUGCGUCGGAUGGACUGGUCAAUAUGGCACUCGAUGUGGCGGCCAUUCUCGUCCGCUCACCGGUGGUGAGCAACUACGCGUCGGCGAUGUUGAUUCUGUCGACGGGCGUGGAGCUGUACGGCGCGGAGCGAGUCAUUCCGCGGUUUGCGGCCAUCUGGCACGAUGCGGAGCUCGGAGACGACUCGACGCUUGCGCGCGCGCUGUUCCUGGGGCUGACGGCGGACACGACGGCAGUGGAGGCCUUUGCGUUCUUCGAGAUUGUGGCCAUCCAGCACGCCGGCACGCUGGUCAACGACAACUCGCUAGUGGUGACGGUCCUUGUGCUCCACGCCCUUGCGCUGCUGCUUGCGCGGCCAGAGGCCAGUGACGACGGCAGCAGCGAAGGCCUAGAGCGCAAUGGCAGCUCGGGCUCUGUGAGCGGGGCGGGCGAGGGCGGCAAGGCGAUGGCCGGGCCGGCGACGCGGUUUGUGAAUUUCGUCGACGCGUUUGUGGAGGCGCAGGGCGAGGCACAGGCCGAGUCGCGCGGCGUCCUGCUGCAGAUGAAGGCGCUUGUGUGCGAGGUGUGGCGAGAGGAGGCAGCGGCGGGCGGCGGCGGGAAGCACGUGCUCGCGCUAUCUGACGACGUGGAGGACGACGAGCAGCUGGUGGCGGCCGAGGUGCGGGAGGCGUUCCUACCGCGGUUCUGCGAGCUGAUGGUGGGUCUGUGCCCGUCGCAGGCGUCGUACGAGUUUGUGGUGGACUUGCUUGUGCGGCUGCUAGAGGGCGGCGAGCGGUCGUGGGUGGCGCGCGAGUGCCACGUGCUUGUGGGUCUGCUGCAGGCGUACGAGCACUUUGAGCUGCUGGCGGACCACUUUGAGCGGAUGGCGUCGUUUGCAGUUGACGCGCUCUUUACCAUGUCGGCGAGCGUGGUGGGUGAGCUUGUCGAGUACGUGCACUCGCGGGCGCCGGACGAGGUGUCAAGCGAUGUGUUCCACUUUGAGUACGUGGCCGAGAUGCACUCGUACCAGGCGCUGCACGGGAGCGGACGAAGCGGGUUGAAGUUCUUCAAGCCGAUGGCGGCUACGCGUGAACGCAACGCGCUGGUUACGGCAGCGGUGACCAAGCUCGGCCAGCUGUUCCGAACCCAGACCGACGGUCUUGCCUUUGACCGCCGAGUCCGCGGCAAAGCGUCGUCGGCGCGGAUCCUUCCGUCGCGCCCGCGCAAGUCGUCGGUCUGGCUUCCGGAAGACGCCAAGGGCGGACUGGAGAAUGGGAGGGGCGCUGGCGCUAGUAGUGGCGGCAUCGAGCUGGCAGUCAAGCCGGUCCUCUCGGCGCACGGCGAGGCUGUGCUGAGUGGCCUCCUCGAGACUGACAGUGAGCAAGCCGGAAGCCUCGGCGAGGCUGCAGCGGAGGUGAUCUCGAGCUCUGCCGAGCUGAGUUUGAUAGCGCAGGCGUCAGGGGCCGAAGUUGUGGAGCUGGAGUUGGAUGUGGCCGAGGUUGAGGCCGAGAUCAAGACUGAGGUUGAGGCCGAAGUCGAGGCCGAUGACGAAGCUGAAGUUGAGGCCGAGAUUGAGGCCGAGGACAAAGCUGAGGUUGAGGCCGAGGUCGAGGCCGAGGUCGAGGCUGAAGUCGAGGCCGAGGUUGAGGCCGAGGUCGAGGCUGAGGUCGAGGCUGAAACCCAGGCUUUGGUGCUGAAUCUUCCGACCGAGACGGGCACCGACGGUGGCGAUCAGGGCCAGCUCAACACGUCAUCGAUCUCGCUGGCUGGUGCCAACCGCACGUUUGACACCGAUUCCGAGUCGUCGUCGGGAGGCAGCGAGGACGGAGCUGAUGUCGCAGACGGCGGAGCAAGUUGUGACGGCGGGCAGAGCUCGUCAGGCGGCGAGCUGGCAACGAUGGUUGUGCCAAAUGAGGCUGAUGCCGAGGUCGACAUCGACGAGAAUGAUCUGCUGAUCGAGUCGUUCCUGCGCGGUGAGUAUGGGGUUGGAGAGGGCGAGCUUCUUGCUGAAGAGGCAGAAGCCGAAGCCGAGGCCGAGGUCGAGACCAUGGUCGCGCAGCCGAAGCCACUGCCGCCCAACCCGACAGUCGCGGAGACGCCGUCGCCAGGGAAGAAGCGGCCGCGGCCGAUGCCACGCCCGCCGGGAAGCAAGUUGCCCGAGGUGGCGCCGCCGCCGGCGCCGGCCACCCCCGGGGCGGUGUCAGCGAGCUCAGGCUCGGGCUCGGACUCUGGAAGUGGGAGUGGAUCGAGCUCGGGUAGUGGCUCGGACUCGUCGUCAGGAAGCUCAGACUCGUCGUCGUCUUAGCUUUGUCUGUGCAGGGCGUGGUGUCGGUUCAUUCUGGCUCACGCUGUCGACGACGACGGCGAUGACGUGUGAACAUGCAUGACGGCAUGGAGAGAAGCUUCCCAGGCGAUACGUUCCGAGACGGACGAGGCCUUAAUGACGGUGGAUUUCGCCGAGGUAAACCAACCACUCUCAC